AUGUCUACCUCAUUAACCCGAGCAAUUUUAUUUACGACAAGGAAACGGCAUUUUAUAUUUAAACCUAUCAAUUAUCAAUUUAUUAAUAGUCGUUUUUAUGCCUCGGAAGAACGUCAACAAAAUCUUAUAGAAAAAAUUGUUCAAAAAUAUGCACAGGACUUAUUUCCUGGCCAAAAAUUAAAAAGUGGUGAUUUCGUGACAAUUCAACCCGAGCAUGUAAUGACCCACGACAAUACAGCUGCAGUAAGGACAAAUAUAGGUGCACAGAAAAUUAAAUUUCCAAACCAAGCUGUAUUCACUAUUGAUCACGAUGUACAAAAUAAAUCCGAAAAAAAUUUAGCAAAAUAUGCGUCCAUUGAAGAAUUUUCUAAACUUCAAAAUGUAGAUUUUUAUCCUGCUGGGCGUGGAAUCGGCCAUCAGAUUCUUAUCGAAGAAGGUUACGCGUUUCCAUAUACCAUGACUGUAGCGUCAGAUUCUCAUUCUAAUAUGUACGGUGGAAUCGGCUGUUUAGGAACACCUAUUGUUCGAACAGAUGCUGCUGCGAUUUGGGCUACUGGUAAAACAUGGUGGCAGAUACCUCCUGUUGCAAAAGUUGAAUUUAAAGGGCAGUUGCAAGAUGGUGUAACUGGCAAAGAUGUUAUAAUUACUUUGUGUGGGAUGUUUAAUAAUGAUGAAGUUUUGAAUUGUGCGAUUGAAUUUACUGGCAAUGAGAGUAUUCGUGGAAUUGGUUUGGAAGACCGACUAGCCAUUGCUAAUAUGACAACUGAAUGGGGUGCGAUCAAUCAUUCAAGAAUUAAUGAUAUUGAAACAAAUCCUUUAAGACCGUCACCGGGUGCAUAUUAUGCAAGACAUUUAACUUUAGACCUUUCAACGGUUUCGCCAUAUAUUUCUGGUCCUAAUUCUGUCAAAGUUUCAACACCCCUUACUGAACUUGAAAAACAGAAUAUUGCCAUUAAUAAGGCAUAUCUUGUAUCAUGUGUUAAUUCUCGUGAAGGAGAUUUAAAGGCUGCUGCUCAGGUAAUUAAAGGAAAAAAAGUGGCAGAUGGAGUUGAGUUUUAUGUAGCAGCAGCAAGUAGUGAAGUACAAAAAGAAGCAGAAGCAAAUGGUGAUUGGCAAACACUCAUUAAUGCAGGCGCAAGGGUUUUACCUGCUGGUUGUGGACCGUGUAUUGGACUUGGGGUUGGCCUUUUGAAAGAUGGUGAAGUUGGUAUUUCGGCAACUAAUAGAAACUUCAAAGGCCGAAUGGGUUCUCCAAAUGCGUUGGCUUAUCUUGCUUCUCCAGCCGUUGUUGCUGCUUCUGCCGUGGCUGGAAGGAUUACUAAUCCAGCUUAUCUUUCUACCUCAUCAUCACCAACACCAAAAAUAACCUAUACACUCAAUCCUAUUCAUGAAUAUAUUGAAAACUCAACUAUCAAUAAUGAUUCAAUAAUAUCAGGGUUUCCGAAUACUAUUAAAGGACAGUUAUUAUUUUGUCCAGCAGAUAAUUUAAAUACUGAUGGAAUUUAUCCUGGGAAAUACACUUACAAUGAUGAUAUUACACCUAAAGAAAUGGCUAAAGUUGUCAUGGAAAAUUAUGAUUCCAAAUUCGCAAACAUAGUUUCAAAGGGAGAUAUUUUGGUUGGAGGGUUUAACUUUGGAACAGGAUCAUCUAGAGAACAAGCUGCUAUUGCAAUUAAAGCCAGUGGUAUAACACUUCUUAUAGCUGGUUCCUAUUCCCAGACAUUCAAACGUAAUUCAAUAAAUAAUGCAUUGAUUUGUCUUGAAUCACCUGAACUUGUGCAACUUUUAAAAAGCUCUUAUAACUCAGAAGAAAAAACAAUACGUACACGAUUAGAUGUUGAGGUUAAAUUUGCCGAAGGUAAAAUAUUGGUUAAAGGUUCGAAUGGUAUGGAUAAUGUUUUUGGGGUUGGAGUAUUAGGGAAAAGUGUUCAAGAGAUAUGGGUAGCUGGUGGAUUGGAAAAUUGGGUUAGACAAAAUUGUGAAAUAUGA
Messenger RNA from Scutellospora calospora, 1989 nucleotides. NCBI's taxonomy places the organism in Eukaryota, Fungi, Glomeromycota, Glomeromycetes, Diversisporales, Gigasporaceae. The record is from the annotation of a GenBank genome assembly.